GCAGUUUGUCAACUUCCGGUUUCAGUUGAGUUUGUAUGUUUACAUUUUGACAGAUCAAAAAAAAUAUUUUUUAAACCCCUAGCCAUGUUCUCCAGCGUCUCCAAGUGGCUAGGAGUUGUAGACAAUACAGUUGAUGAAGAGACAUUAGCUGUUAAUGCUGAAGGCGAGGAGAAACCAGUUGAAAAACCAGAGAUAAAAGACGAAGAAAAGACCACUGCCACUGCGGAGAAAGUUGACAAUGAUCCAGAAAAUGACGACUUAAUUUCUCCACAAACGAAACAAACUUUAGAAGACGUGUCUGCAAAGGCUAUAAGCACUGCAAAGGAAUGGGGUACAUUCCUGUACGGCAUUGGGAAGCAGGCAUCUGAGAAAGUAACAGAGAAGGCGAAAGAGAUAACCAAGUCUGUGGAGGAUAAGACAUUCCUUGGUGAUUUCACGAAAGAACAGGAAACAUUCGUUACAGAGAAGAAGGAAAAAGAUCGCAAGUCAGAGGCGGCGGUCCCACCCUGGGUCGGAUAUAAUGAAGAAGAUGAUAUGAAGGCUCAGAUACUGGCACUCUCACAGGACAAAAGAAAUUUCCUCAGAAAUCCACCCAGUGGCAUACAGUUUCAGUUUGACUUUGAUGCAAUAUUCCCUGUUGCCAUGGCAACCCUUCAAGAGGACACAAACCUGCAAAAAAUGAGAUUUGAACUCGUUCCUAAACAAAUAAAAGAAGACAUGUUCUGGAGAAAUUACUUCUAUCGUGUAUCACUCAUCAAGCAGUCGACACAAUUAACAUCUCUAGCUCAACAAGCAGGAAAUGGUGAAGGAAAAGAUCAUUCUCGUUCAUCGUCGAUAAGCAGUGAAAACAAAGAGCGAUCAUCCCCAAAACCCGUCCAGCGAUCUCCGGAGGUCGAGGAACAGGCAGGAAGCCCGCAAGAGAAUGAGUUUGUGAGCGACUCGUUUGCGGAUGAUGGACAGAUCAGUGACGAGGAUCUACGGAAAGAAAUGGAAAUGCUGGGAAUGGAGGGGGAUAAAAAAGAGGAGGGCGAACCAAAAGAAAACCCGACAGUCUGGGAGGCCGAAUUACAACGGGAACUUCAGGAGUACGAAAUGGUCGGCAGCGGUGAGGAUAUCGAUGAUGCGGACAUUGAAAACGAGAUUUUAAAACAGAUCGAAGAAGAAUCGUCCGCUUCAUAAUUAUAUCUCUCCAUCCAGUGGCAUUAACUGUCUGACCAUGUUUGUUUUUCUAUGCUCUUGUUUUGUCGUUGUAAAUACCCGGUUGUCUAUUAUAGGGAUACUCUGGCAGUUUUGUUACAGACUGCUGUUCUAUUUCUGUCUAAUGAACAUUUGAUACGUCUUUAGUUGCUGGUGAGGCAAGCUGUUAAGAAUGGCUGUAGUUUGUUUUGUAACAGCAUCAGCAGUGUUGGUACAUGAAUUGAUAUGAUGCUAUGUCAGAUUACAACCGCCCUCGUCAGUUAUUAACUUUGUUCUGCCAUCAAAAUUGGAUUUUUGGAUGAAUACGCUCAUAUUCUUAAUAUAAAAAGAUAUAUUAUUGCUUGACAUCAGAUUUUGAAAUAAGCCCUGCUAUAUAGAAAUCAGAGUAUGUUUAAGAUAAGAAUCAAUUGAAUCAAUGUGCAUUUGUUUAUCCAAGGUUAUCAUCAUGGUCAGCAAUAACGGUAUUUUCUUCUAUUACACUUUAUACAUACCGUGGGAAAAUUGACUGACAAAAUCUCAUUUUAAUGAAUAUGCAUGAGGCAAGGGAGACAACUCUUUUUCUAAUGAAAUCAUAUGUUACAAUAAAAUACCCUUCAAUAACCCUGUAUUGUCAGUUGUCUCCACAGGCGAGUGGUCUUAUAAGUUGUAUUCAAAUUUGUUCUGAAAACAGAAGUAUGCGUGUAUGUGCAUAUUUCCACAUUGCUUGCUUGCAGGACAAAUGAAACUGCCUUUUAAUUUAUUUAUGAAAACGAGAUUUUCCUAACAAAACCCAAAAAUAGGUUAUUGUGUGACUAGGAAGUCUUUCCAUUUGGUAAAUUGUUAAUGGUUAUGAACACUUGUAUCACGGUUGGUUUGGCACCAUGUUGAUUGUGUGAUAUCACCAGAAUUUCUUCAGAGGAUACAAUGUUUUGAAACUGUGACAAAUUCAUUUCAGCUGUUCUCUGUUAAUAAGCUGACUUUGUGCCUCUAUAAGGCACUGCUGUCUUGUUGGCUUAAGAAAAGUAUUGUUGUGUUUAUAUGUAUAUUUCUGAUUGAGAAAAUUACACAUGCAUUUCUUACCAUGUUUCAGUUCAAGUAUUGACACUUCUGCUGUCUUGUUGGCUUAAGAAAAGUAUUGUUGUGUUUAUAUGUAUAUUUCUGAUUGAGAAAAUUACACAUGCAUUUCUUACCAUGUUUCAGUUCAAGUAUUGACACUUCUGCUGUCUUGUUGGCUUAAGAAAAGUAUUGUUGUGUUUAUAUAUAUAUUUCUGAUUGAGAAAAUUACACAUGCAUUUCUUACCAUGUUUCCGUUCAAGUAUUGACAUAUUUAUAACAUAUUGCUGAGUAAGCUGAAAUUUUAACUAUAGUUUAUAUGAAGUUCACAUUUCUUGUAUCUUUCUUUAAAUAAGGGAACUGUCGGACAUUAACUUACAAAUUGCCUUUAGAUAUUUAUUUUAGAAUAGGGUUUAAUUUUGCUUCCUGCUUUUCUUUAAGCUUGCAUCAUUUUUUUUGGUGUUUAGGUCAAGUUUGGCUUUGCUAAGGGUUAGAAUAGGGAUUAUGUUGUUUCAAUCAUUAACUCAUCAUAUAAAUGUUAAUUGUUAAUAUAAAUGUUAAUUGUUAACAUUAUGAUCAUUUAGUUCGAAUAUAUUUCUGUGAUAGCCAUUGCCGAGGAAAUAACCAUUGAUGAGGAAUUUAAUGUUGUGUUAAUGCACUUAUACUACUGUUUGCAACAGGAUAAAGGGAUAUGAGGGUUUGAUUGCAACGGGAUAAAGUAAUAUGAGGUUUGAUUGCAACGGGAUAAAGUAAUAUGAGGUUUGAUUGCAAUGGAAUAAAGUAAUAUGAGGUUUGAUUGCAAUGGGAUAAAGUAAUAUGAGGUUUGAUUGCAACGGGAUAAAGUAAUACUACCGUUUGCAACGGGAUAAGGUAAUACUACUGUUUGCAACAGGAUAAAGUAAUACUACUCUUUGCAACGGGAUAAGGUAAUACUACUGUUUGCAACGGGAUAAAGUAAUACUUCUGUUUGCAACGGUAUAAAGGGGUAUGAGGUUUGAAGCAUUGAUUUGUGACUGUGUUGUCCUUGCACAAUUAUCAAAUACCCACCUGGCCCCAAUUUCUCGAAACUUCUUAAGUCCCUUAUAACAGGAUUAAGCUAAGCUCACUAUUUUUGCUUUGCAAUAUUUUGCAUAAUAUUUACUUCUUUAAGAGUUUUUAUACUUAAGAUAGGAGUUAUGUUUAUGAUUAUCACAAUUAACCAUUUUUUAUUUAUAAAAUUUCAAUUUCAGAAUGUAUUUUGACGUAUUGAAAUAAGCUACUUAAGCCUGUUAAGCUUAAGAAGUUUCGAGAAAUUGGGACCUGGCCUCAAUUUCUCAAAACUUGUUAAGUCCCUUGUAACAAGAUUAAGCUAAAAUCACUAUUUUUGCUUUUCAAUAAUUUGCGUAAUAUAUAUAUUUUUGAAGAAAUUUUAUACUUUAGAAAGCAAUUUUCACUAUGAUUAUCAGAAUAAACCAAUUUUUCAUUUAUCAAAAUUCAAUUUAAGUCAGUACUUUGACUAAUUGAAAUAAGCUACUUAAGCCUGUUAAGCCUUAGAAAUUCCGAGAAAUUGGGGUUUUCAAUUAGCAACUUAGAUUGAACUUAAGAAUUUAAGAUUAGAAACUAAGUGUUUUGAUUGGCCAGUAUAUUUAGCUAACCAAUAGGCAGAAUGGUAUCACUGAAGCAUGUCUAAGGAUAAGGAUAGAUGGAUGUUAAUUACUGGCCCUGUUAUAGAUGUAUAAAAUGUGAUGAAAGCUGUGAAUUUGAAAUGCGAAACUGCUUUUAUAUUGACACAGUGUGGUGUGGUUGUUUCAAACGUGACUUCAAAUCUGUUUUAAAUGUUGCGUCUGACUGUUUUAGUUUGGGCGGAAUAUCACGACCUCAUCAUUGGUGUGAAAUUGCAAUGUGAUCAUGCCUUGUUUAACAGAUUGACAAGCAUGUUUCGUUAAGUUUGUUUGCAAGCAGUAGUAUGUUCAUGAUAGUGAUUGGUUAUACUGCCUUGUCAAAUAUAUGUAUUGUUAUUGUAUAUAUGGGUGUGCUGUUUUCUUUGUUUUUGAUAUAAUGUCAUUGUUAAAGUGUAAAAGUAAACAUAUAUGUAUCUGACACUUCAAGUUAUUUGUGUACAUCUAUGUAACUCCCGAAUUCAUUGUAACUGUCUUAUUGUUAACCCAGUGAAAUAUGAAAUGAUUGGUCAUAACUCCUUGUAGUUAUCUUCAGUUUUAAUUGUAUCAUAUGUAAGCAUCUUGUUAACCUAACAUCAGCCUGACUCAAUGACUACCUUCUGACAGAAAUAAAAAUAAAUAAAUUAAGCUAGCCUUUGGACAAACCAGUUAACUUCAUUUAAAGCUGUACACUCACAGAUACUGUUUUAUUUUUUGUCUUGGAAUGAGCAAUUUAUUGCGAACAUAUCUGCAAACCAGUGAUAAAAGACUGCUGAUAAAAGAUCAGACCUCAGAUUUUCAUAUUUCCAUUCCAAAAUUAAUGUGUUCUAGCUAAAACCGUUACUAACGGUUUAAGAAAAAUGCAUAAAACAUCAAUUUUUGAACUUAAAAAUAAAAAUCGUGUGAUCUUAUUUUUGGUCAACCAACAACUGGAUUACAUGAAUUUUAGCACAAAUUGGCUCGUUUCAAGACCAAAAAUUAAAAAGUUGUCAAAACGUUUAAUCUGUGAGAGUGCAGCUUUAAAAAAAUAAUAAUUAAAAAUAUUAUGGUUAUGAAUUAACAGGACGCCAUUGGUAACCUUGUUCCAGCUUUUCAAUUGUCAAAGGUCAAAUGUCCGAAGUGUUGAAAAUAGUCCACUCCAUUUGGAUUAUACAACUAUGAACUAUUAUUCACUGAUGAAAUAUAAUCCCUUUGAUGUUUAAUGGAAUGGUUAAAUGGCAACCAGUGUCAUGUAAAUUAUACCAAUGUUAAAAAUGGUACCAAGUCAUCUAUAUUCCCCUAUAUUGUAAUUACCUCCCUUGUUGAAGACUGUCGUCUGUAGCAUCAUGGAAACGUUGUCUUGUGGCAAUCAAUAUUUAGAACGCUAAUUAAUUAUUUCUCGCUUCAACUGUCUCCAUAAAAAAGUUUUUACGCACCUUCAAGAAAUAAUGCUUAACUCUCCUUAGAACUAUUUUAAGACAGAUUUGACUAUCAACAUAUUCUGAAUCACAGUUUUUAACAUCCUUGACCUUUGGUUUUCAUUGUAUAUGUAUUUACUGUAUGUUUGGUAAACUAUAUUAAGGGAACAAUGUUACUUCAGAGGGUGUGGUAUGCUGUAUGCGAAAAGGGUUUACUUUCGUUUUUCUACAUAUAUUUUAGGGAUACUUUCAGUUUGAGUUCAAUGUAUACUUAAAGACACAUUCUGUUAGAUUGAUCGCAGCUAAAAAUAGAAAUUAAUCCUGUGCAAUUUUGAAAGAAAUCGGAUUGGAAAUCUUACCCAAAAUCAACCACUUUUUUGAAAUAAGAAAUCCUUUUUGAACUGUGAAUGGAGUCCAAUUUGAGGUUUAUUUUAUGUGGUGGAAAACUCCACUGUAUACAAUAAAUAUAUUGGCACCUGUUAAUUGGCAACUGUAUUUCAUAGUAAACCAGGUUGUUUCCAAUCGGACAGAAUGUACCUUUUAUAUCACUAUGUAACAUAGAACUUAUUAUUUUGUUAAUGGAUUAAAGAACCUAUUUGGUAUAUUAUGUUUUGGAAGGUUGGAGUUAAAAUGAAAACUGUACAAACAUG
This is a messenger RNA of Mya arenaria, 5913 nucleotides long. Its product is annotated as synapse-associated protein 1-like. The coding region runs from base 85 to 1179 and encodes 364 amino acids. Gene Ontology annotation, cellular component: cytoplasm; synapse. The record is from RefSeq and is a predicted model, not a curated record. The transcript has 8 exons. Lineage: Eukaryota; Metazoa; Mollusca; Bivalvia; Myida; Myidae.